Molecule: messenger RNA, 843 nt
Organism: Fomitopsis serialis
Lineage: Eukaryota; Fungi; Basidiomycota; Agaricomycetes; Polyporales; Fomitopsidaceae
Exons: 5
Coding region: 1-843 (280 amino acids)
Source: RefSeq, a predicted model, not a curated record
AUGCCCGCAGUAUUCGAUGACAUAGACGUGACCGACGAGAAGGUCAUCCUCACGUAUGCGGUGUUGGACCACUCCGCCUUGCCGGGGGAUGCACUCCACCUCGAGGUCCGUGCUCGUAUCCGCCACUUUGAGCUAGACGGGGAGCCAGCGUUCAUCAUCGAAUGGACAAGCUCGUCAGGCGACUUCAGCAGGCUGUCCUUCGAUGUCUGUGAAUCGGACGACGGCGAAAAUCUUCCAUCGGAUGCAUAUGGUGAUGCGGAUAGUCAGUCCCGGGCCCGCCAUGACGGAGCUCCGCAGGCCCUUGACGUACCCGGUACGCUCAACAUGUCAACGUUGUCGCUCAAUGACCAACUAUCGGAGAAUGACUUGAAUGGCGAUGCGCGAUUGCAAGGUGAGGACGAGUCGGAUACCCAAUAUGACCAGCAGGUUGGUACCGUUGAACAAGGUACAAAUGUGGGGACUCCCGUGGGAGGGAAUGGCGCACAUGACGACGGGAAGACGGACGAAGGCAGUUCGCUCUUCGUAGACUUUCAGUGUGUCGUCGACAAUGACGGGGAACUGAGCCACGAACUCGACCCAGUUAUCUACAAUUACUUGUACGACCACUACCACGGCAAGUUGGAAGGGGCGAAGGAAGUUUAUGUUGUGCGAGUUCCUCAUGUGAUGGAAGACUAUUGGUCCAUCCGCCUCUUCGUCAAGAAGAAAGUCAAUGACGCGCUGAAGAUGUACCUGACGAGCCCUCCUCUGUGGUUCUUGCGCACUGUAUCUGACCACGGGUCCACCUGUCUUAUUGUCGUCGAUGCGAGGAUUGAUUCCCAUGCCACACCGACUCACCUCCAAUAG